GGGUCCGCGGGCGGCGCGAGACGAAGGUCGGAGCCGGCAGGGUCGCGCAGCGCCAUGGCCCCCAUUGGCCUCAAAGCCGUGGUCGGAGAGAAGAUUAUGCAUGAUGUUAUCAAGAAGGUCAAGAAGAAGGGGGAGUGGAAGGUGCUGGUAGUGGAUCAGCUGAGCAUGCGGAUGCUGUCCUCCUGCUGCAAGAUGACGGAUAUCAUGACGGAGGGCAUAACCAUUGUGGAAGACAUCAACAAACGCAGAGAGCCACUCCCGAGCCUGGAGGCCGUGUACCUCAUCACUCCAUCCGAGAAGUCCGUCCACUCUCUCAUCAGUGACUUUAAGGACCCACCGACUGCUAAGUACCGGGCCGCACACGUGUUCUUCACCGACUCCUGUCCAGAUGCCCUUUUUAAUGAGCUGGUGAAGUCCCGAGCAGCCAAAGUCAUCAAAACUCUGACGGAAAUCAACAUUGCAUUUCUCCCGUACGAGUCCCAGGUGUAUUCCUUGGACUCUGCGGACUCUUUCCAGAGCUUCUACAGUCCCCACAAGGCUCAGAUGAAAAAUCCCAUCCUGGAGCGCCUGGCCGAGCAGAUCGCCACUCUGUGUGCCACCCUGAAGGAGUACCCAGCCGUGCGGUAUCGGGGGGAGUACAAGGACAAUGCCUUGCUGGCUCAGCUAAUCCAGGACAAGCUGGAUGCCUACAAAGCAGAUGACCCAACCAUGGGGGAGGGUCCAGACAAGGCGCGCUCUCAGCUCCUGAUCCUGGACCGCGGCUUUGAUCCCAGCUCCCCCGUGCUCCAUGAACUCACUUUCCAGGCAAUGAGUUAUGAUCUGCUGCCUAUUGAGAAUGAUGUAUACAAGUAUGAGACGAGUGGCAUCGGAGAGGCGCGGGUGAAGGAGGUGCUGCUGGAUGAGGAUGACGACCUGUGGAUUGCACUGCGCCACAAGCACAUCGCCGAAGUGUCCCAGGAAGUGACCCGGUCUCUGAAAGAUUUUUCUUCUAGCAAGAGAAUGAACACUGGUGAGAAGACCACCAUGCGGGACCUGUCACAGAUGCUGAAGAAGAUGCCCCAGUACCAGAAGGAACUGAGCAAGUAUUCGACCCACCUGCACCUGGCCGAGGACUGCAUGAAGCAUUACCAAGGCACCGUGGACAAGCUCUGCCGAGUGGAGCAGGACCUGGCGAUGGGGACAGAUGCCGAGGGAGAAAAGAUUAAGGACCCCAUGAGAGCCAUCGUGCCCAUCCUGCUGGAUGCCAACGUCAGCACCUAUGACAAAAUCCGUAUCAUCCUCCUCUACAUCUUCCUGAAGAAUGGCAUCACAGAGGAGAACCUGAACAAGCUGAUCCAGCAUGCCCAGAUCCCCCCAGAGGACAGCGAGAUCAUCACCAACAUGGCGCACCUGGGCGUGCCCAUUGUCACCGACUCGACGCUGCGUCGCAGGAGCAAGCCAGAGCGGAAGGAGCGCAUCAGUGAGCAGACCUACCAGCUCUCGCGAUGGACCCCGAUUAUUAAAGACAUCAUGGAGGACACCAUCGAGGACAAACUUGAUACCAAGCACUACCCUUACAUCUCCACUCGCUCCUCGGCCUCCUUCAGCACCACUGCUGUCAGUGCCCGCUAUGGACACUGGCACAAGAACAAGGCCCCAGGGGAGUACCGCAGUGGCCCCCGCCUCAUUAUUUUCAUCCUUGGGGGUGUGAGCCUGAAUGAGAUGCGCUGUGCUUACGAGGUGACUCAAGCCAAUGGGAAGUGGGAGGUGCUGAUAGGAUCCACGCACAUCCUCACCCCACAGAAGCUGCUGGACACCCUGAAGAAGCUGAACAAAACAGAUGAAGAAAUUAGCAGUUAAAAAAAAAAAUACCCAGCCACCCCUCACAACAAGACCCCCUCCCACAAUGCCCUGCGUCCCCCCUGCGGCGCCAACCGCAUCGGUUACUUUGCUGAACCCCACGCCCGUCCGUUGCCUCCUCGCUUUCUGCACGCCCUGGCCGGCCCCGUGGCCGCUGCGUUCUUGUGUUUAAUGACGCCCUCUCCUUGUUUGAGACAAAAGAAAUUAUGCAUUGUGGUUUUU
Molecule: messenger RNA, 2061 nt
Organism: Ochotona curzoniae (black-lipped pika)
Lineage: Eukaryota; Metazoa; Chordata; Mammalia; Lagomorpha; Ochotonidae
Gene: STXBP1
Product: syntaxin binding protein 1
Exons: 19
Coding region: 55-1839 (594 amino acids)
Biological process (GO): vesicle-mediated transport; intracellular protein transport; neurotransmitter secretion
Cellular component (GO): secretory granule; plasma membrane
Molecular function (GO): syntaxin binding
Source: RefSeq, a predicted model, not a curated record